Wasmannia auropunctata (little fire ant) is the source of this 2115-nucleotide messenger RNA. RefSeq lists its product as uncharacterized. Lineage: Eukaryota; Metazoa; Arthropoda; Insecta; Hymenoptera; Formicidae. The transcript is spliced from 5 exons. Bases 134 to 1216 code for a protein of 360 amino acids. The record is from RefSeq and is a predicted model, not a curated record.
GUUGCUGUUGUGAAUAAUAAAUACCGGGAGGACAAUACAAAGUCGUUCGAGCAGUCAGUUCGAAAUUGGCUCGUUUACGUACAUCAUCAGCUAGGAUUAUCGUGCUGUAGAAAGUGAUCGAAAGUGCUUGAAAAUGAGCACGGAAAAAUUUGCAAAAGAGUUUACGAGUCUACUCAUUCGUUACACGAAAACUUCUUCACCGCAUAACGAUUUAUCGAAUACUAUUAUACCUUUAAGUGAGGAGCAAAUAGUAUUCAUCAUACAUCAUGUGCUUAAGGCACUCAAGAUGAAGAGCUUCGAUGAUAACAAUAAUCUGUCAAAAAUAUCCAAUGGCGUAAGCACUCUUAUCACUCCAGAAACUUCGACCGGAAAGAUCAAAAUUGUUGAACUUAUAGAAGUUGAGGAUACGUGCAGCUCUCAAGAUGUUCAAUCUCUUGCUACGGAUGAUGAUUCUUCUAUUUCUGACUACACAUCGCUAAAAGCUAUUCAAAAACAACAAGAGAAUUCUUUCAAUACUUUGCAAAAUGAAAAAAAGUUUAUUUCACGAUCGAAUCCAACGAUCUGCGUUAACGUUAGCAGAUCCGAUACUUUUGUUCGCGAGGAAAAGGACACUGAAGACCAGAAGAACUCUGAAGACCAUGAUUCUUUUAAAAGUAGUGACUUGGUGGGAGACAGUGUUGAAACAGAUUUAUCACAUGAUCUUUUUCAAGAAUCACUGAACGAAAUACGAAAGUCUGCUAUGGACAUUGUGGCAAAGCUAAAUUAUUUAGAACAAUCAUUCCCGCAAUCAAGAAUAGUUACGCCAAAAGUUCAGCAAACACCUUUAAUUUUUGGCUAUUCUAAUUCUUAUCGCACUUCAACUGCGAAUAAAACAAGAGUGUCAACUAAUAUUCGCAGGUCAAGUACCGUUUUUCCUAAAACACCAACGUCCUCUAAAUUGUUCGUAACAGAAAAGGGCAAUGGUUCCGAGAGACGUAAAAGUACUGGCGCAAUCGGAUCUAACGCUUCUGGAUUUACUGGAAAAUCUAGCGAAUCCACAAAAGUAGGUCCCUCGAUAUCAAAUCUAACUUUGUCACCAAAUAACAAGGCAUCACCAUGUAACAAGACAUCACCAAGUUCAUCCGAAUUUCGACCUAAGUUUACGAAAAAUCCGAAAUACGCUCAUGUACGAAGCACCAUACCAAAAGCAAUUAGUCAAAGGAAAAAGAUACAAUAAUUAUAAUGAAGUCAGGAUAAAGUAAUACGGUAAAAUGAUUAUAUAUUUAAUGAGAAACAAUUUUGAAGUAUAUUUUAAGUACAUUACGCGUUACAUUAUACCGUCAAAGAUCAUGUAUACAUGUAUGUAUUUGCUUAAUGACUUGUCUACAUAUUUAACAUAUUUAAAGAAUUUUUAAAAUUAAUUUUAUUACUUAUACAUAUAUUUUUUACUUGUACAUACAUGAAACUUAUUAUUUACACAUUUAUGGAACUUUUUUGUGAUGAAUUUGUAAGACUUGUAAAAAUUGACGAAGCAGUAUGUACUUUUCGAAUACCUAAGAAUUGCCUUUUGUUAUUAAUGUAAAUUUUUACAAAUUAUGAGUUCGUUAUAUUUAAAUUUCAUAAAUAUAAAUGUAAGUCAUUAAGCAAAUACACUUAUGCGUGAUGUUUGGCAGUCUGGUGUAGCGCGUGAAUUUGUCUGCCUUAGGCUAUACACUCCGAAAUGCUUUCUCAUGCUCCUUUUGCUAACCGAACACCUUGCAUAGCCUAAAUACAGCGGCCGUGCGAGAAUGGGAGCAUUGGAAAUGCAACGGAAAUUAUUAAUCUGAUCUUCGUUGUUUGAUCUGAGUUUGAUCUUUGAGUCACACGUAAUUUGAUUUAAAACACCGCCGCGAGCGAAUAAUUUCUGCAUGAAUUUCUGCAAUGUAAUUGUUCAAUUUGAAAUUUACCUCGCCCUACAUAAUUUUCAUUUUAUACGAGAAAAAAUGUAAAAAAAAUACAAUUAUUUUAUGUUCAUAUAUUAGCGAAGAAUUAUUGAAAUGUUCUUAAUAUUUUAAAUUUGUUAUUUUUGCUGAUUUAGACGAAGUUGUACUUUGGAGAAUCAAUUAAAGCUUUUAAUUAAAAUAUAAAAUUAAUUUA